Electrophorus electricus (electric eel) is the source of this 2293-nucleotide messenger RNA. It is a transcript of the gene pafah1b2, whose product is annotated as platelet-activating factor acetylhydrolase 1b, catalytic subunit 2. Gene Ontology annotation, cellular component: cytoplasm. Gene Ontology annotation, molecular function: platelet-activating factor acetyltransferase activity. Lineage: Eukaryota; Metazoa; Chordata; Actinopteri; Gymnotiformes; Gymnotidae. The record is from RefSeq and is a predicted model, not a curated record.
UACAACGAGUGAAGCGGAAGUGUGUUCUGGAAAGGAAAGCGAUAGCGGUUAUAACGGGAUAACGGGAGGUGGAGUAUAAGCAGUCGGUCCCGCUUAUUUGAACGUUGGUUGUCAAUUACUCAAACCGAGUCAAAUAUCCGCUUUAAGUGAAACGUCCUGUGGUACCGAGGAAGGAAUAAACUCGCUUCCUUUCCCAACGAAAGUCGUGCGGCGAAAGACGGACGGGUGAGUAGGUGGGAGCGACAUCCGCGCGGACGCACAGCAUCCUCCGUCGGCCCGUUAUAGCGCUCGAGCGUCUGACGCCCGCAGAAGCGAAGACAUUAGCAGGAUGAGUGAAGAGGAGAACCCUGCUGCUGAACCAGCUCCCGUACAAGACGUUCAGGGUGAUGGGCGCUGGAUGUCACAGCAUAACCGCUUUGUGCAGGAGUGUAAGGAUGCUGAACCUGAGGUGUUGUUUGUUGGAGACUCCAUGAUUCAGCUGAUGCAGCAGCGGGAGGUGUGGCGGGAGCUGUUCUCUCCACUCCAUGCAUUGAACUUUGGGAUUGGAGGAGACACAACCUGCAGUGUCCUGUGGAGGCUGCAAAACGGAGAGCUGGAGAACAUCAGACCACGGGUGGUGGUGCUGUGGGUAGGAACCAAUAAUCAUGAGCACACUGCAGAACAGGUUGCUGGGGGAAUACUAGCCAUUGUGCGCCUGCUACACACACACCUCCCCAAGGCAAAGAUCAUCGUUCUGGGUCUGCUGCCAAGGGGGGAGUUUCCUAACCCACUGAGGGAUAAAAAUUUGGCAGUGAACAAUUUUCUUCGUGCCUCUCUCCCUCGAGUGGGACCCGUGCAGUUCCUGGACGUGAGCGGCGGCUUCGUGCACUCUGACGGCACCAUUUCCUGCCGAGACAUGUUCGACUUCUUGCACCUCACAGCCAGCGCCUACAGCAAAAUAGCCACACCCCUCCACGAGUUGCUGCUCCAGUUACUGGAGGAGACCCCUCAAGAGAGGCGGGCCUCUCUCGUCUAAUGGGAGCGGAUUAAAUGGGGCAAAUGUCAGUCUUUGGAGAGGCACGGUUUAAGGGUUUAUAUACUGUAUGGGUAGUGUUGAACAAAUAAGACCAGAGAGAGCUAGAGAAAGAAAUAUCACAUACAGAGAGGGACAGGGAAGGCAGUUAAUUUUAAAAGUGGGAGGAAAAAAACCCCACAAAUAAAUCAUUUCUCCAACUCAAGAAUCGCUGCACAAGGCAAGCAAUUUCUGCAUGGUGCCCCAAAAGUAAUCAGACAACAAGAGUUCAAAGUGUUUGUGUGAAGGAAUGUGUGCAUGUUUAUGAGUGUAUCUGUAUUUGUGAGGACCUCCAUAUCAAGAAUGUUCUCUAAAGGAUAGCAAAAUGUGGAAAAAAGUGGGUCCUUUUGUUGUUUUUUUUAUUGUGUUUACAUAUUUCAUGUUUUUAUUUUAAAACCAUUUAUUUUACCCUUGUGUGCUUAAGGUUUUGGGGUUAUUCUGGUAAAAUGUUACUUGAGUAAAUGUAAGUCUUCACAAAUAUAGUACACUACUGUGUGUGUGAGUGCGCGUAAACCAUAUGUAAACCAUACCAUAAGUCAAGACAGUGCUCUGCCCUGUACAUUAGCUGUUGAGUGCUUUAAUGUAGCAUCAAUACUGCCAGUUUCUAUGUGCCUUCACACACUCAGACGCAAAGAGACGUGCUUGUUUGGAGUAACCCACAAGCACACUUCUGGAAAGAUCUAUAUUCUCAUCCACACGGUAGUGUUAGUAUAUAGUGAAGACUCUUUUCACUGUAUGUCUAUUGAGGUAAUUGUGAGUUCCAGUUACAGUUCUCUCACUCUCUCUCUCUCUCUCUCUCUCUCUCUCUCAAUCUCUUUCUCUCGCUCUCUCACAUGAUUUCAUUUCCCUCUCUGUUCAUCCAGUAGCUGGACACAGGCCCUCUGAGCCUCACCCCACUCAUGAUUUUAUUGGUCAUAGAGUUCAGUCAUUUCUCCACCUCUUUUCCCUGUUGACCUUUGACCUGUGUUCAAAUCUGUUUUAACAGUGGGAGAUACCCAGCACAACAGAACUGCAAAGACCACACCGUCAGCUAACAUCACACUGUGUGGGUGUGGGUGUCUGUGUGGGAGAGAGAGACCAUCAAAGACAAAGCAAUGUUAAAGCUGUGUAUUCAUAUUGCUAAGUAUGGGAAUGUAAUAUGGAGUGUGAGCGUGUAAUCAUAUUUGAACUGAAUUGUGUAUGAGUGUCUAUAGAACCUCCAUGUCUGUAUAUACAUAUAUAAAGGGUCUGUGUAAAAAUGAA